CCAUGAUGGAGGAACUGCACAGCCUGGACCCCCGGCGACAGGAGCUGUUGGAGGCUCGCUUUACUGGGGUUGGAGUGAGUAAGGGCUCGGGUCAGAAUCAGAAUGAGUCAUCCAAUCAGAGUCUGUGCAGCUUGGGUUCACUUAGCGACAAAGAGCUGGAGACUCCAGAGAAAAAGGCGAACGAGCAGAGAGUUAGGAAACGCAAAGCGGACCACUUUGACAGCAGCCAAGGCAAAGGAGGAGCAAAGGGGCUUAAAAUUAGUGAUUAUUUUGAGUUUGCGGGAGGUAGCGGUCCUGGUACCAGCCCUGCUAGGGGAAUUCCUCCAGUGGUCCGCUCUUCCCCACAACACUCUUUGUCCAACCCUCCCGUCACGGUGCAGCAAGGAAGCCCUUCGUCCAUCAGCUCCGUCAACACGGAGCACUUCACAUGUGCGCUGAAGCCUGUUGUUCUUCACAUGCUCCACAAAGCUACACAGUCCGACCUUACAUUAGAGAAACUAACAGCCCUGGAGAACAGCAAGAACUCUGACCUGGAGAAGAAGGAAGGCCGAAUAGACGAUUUGCUGCGGGCAAACUGUGAUCUCAGGAGACAAAUUGAUGAGCAGCAGAGGAUGCUGGAACGAUACAAGGAACGCUUAAAUAAGUGUGUUACUAUGUCCAAGAAGCUGCUGAUUGAAAAAUCAAAGCAGGAGAAAAUGGCUUGCCGAGAUAAAAGUAUGCAGGAUAGACUUCGACUGGGCCAUUUCACUACAGUAAGACAUGGAGCAUCCUUCUCUGAGCAGUGGACAGAUGGAUAUGCAUUCCAGAAUCUUAUCAAACAACAAGAGAGGAUCAACUCUCAGCGGGAGGAUAUCGAGAGGCAGAGAAAGCUGCUGGCAAAACGCAAGCCGCCUUCCAUGGCCCAGGCUCCGCCGCCGAGCCUGGAGCAAAACAAACGCAAAAGCAAGACCAAUGGGACAGAAAGCGAAACGUUAUCACAGGCGGAGUACCAUGAGCAGGAGGAAAUCUUUAAACUGAGAUUAGGGUAUCUUAAAAAGGAGGAAGCUGAGAUCCAGGCGGAGCUGGAGAGGUUGGAGCGAGUGAGAAACCUUCACAUACGCGAGCUGAAAAGGAUCCACAACGAAGAUAAUUCCCAAUUCAAAGAUCAUCCUACGCUAAAUGACAGAUACCUGCUGCUCCAUUUGCUUGGGCGAGGAGGUUUUAGUGAAGUUUACAAGGCCUUUGAUUUAACAGAGCAAAGGUACGUUGCCGUUAAAAUCCACCAGCUAAACAAGAACUGGAGGGAUGAGAAGAAGGAGAAUUAUCACAAACAUGCGUGCAGAGAAUAUAGAAUCCAUAAAGAGCUGGAUCAUCCACGGAUAGUUAAACUCUAUGACUACUUUUCACUUGACACUGACUCGUUUUGCACAGUGCUGGAGUACUGUGAGGGCAACGACCUGGACUUCUACCUGAAACAGCACAAGCUUAUGUCAGAGAAGGAGGGCCGCUCCAUCAUCAUGCAGAUCGUCAACGCCCUCAAGUACCUCAAUGAAAUCAGACCGCCCAUUAUCCACUACGACCUUAAACCCGGUAAUAUCCUGCUUGUGAACGGCACUGCUUGUGGCGAGAUUAAGAUCACGGAUUUUGGCCUGUCGAAGAUAAUGGAUGACGACAGCUACAACUCAGUGGAUGGGAUGGAGCUGACAUCACAGGGAGCGGGAACAUACUGGUACCUGCCUCCUGAGUGUUUUGUGGUUGGCAAGGAGCCACCAAAGAUCUCCAACAAGGUUGAUGUUUGGUCUGUGGGUGUCAUUUUCUACCAGUGUUUAUAUGGUCGCAAGCCUUUUGGUCACAACCAGUCUCAGCAGGACAUCCUCCAGGAGAACACAAUCCUGAAGGCCACAGAAGUUCAGUUCCCUCCAAAACCUGUAGUCUCCCCUGAAGCGAAGGCCUUUAUAAGGCGCUGUCUAGUCUACCGUAAGGAGGACCGCAUCGAUGUGCACCAGCUGGCCAGUGACCCCUUUCUAUUGCCCCACAACCGCAAAUCAGUGGCUUCCUUGGGCACCUCCAGCACAGCCGUGGCCUCUACAUCCAGCUUCUCCAAUAGCAGCGCCUCAAACUGAGCUCAUGCCCCUUAAAUGACUGACUGGAUCAUUUUAUAGGACAGGAAUGGAUGUCUCCGCUGUCCUAACAGCAUCUCACCUUGCCAUGGUGAGUUGAAGGCAAACUGGUCAGAUGGCAGCGUGGGGUGGGUGAGAAGUCAUGGAGGGGUUGGGAAUGGAAACUGUCGCCCACCCCCACAGCCCUCUGAUGUCUAUCCACCCCAGCCCACCUGUCCUGCCUUCCCAAAAGAAUGGCAUUGUUCUGGGGGUCAAAGCCCUGGAUGACUCACGCAGCAAAGGGAUGAGUUUUGGCACUGUGUUGGUAAAAAUUGGGUUGAGUGUUUUGGAUGUUUCUUUUCAGCCUAAAAAGAGAAAAUAAAACAAAGUAUACAGGUCCUUCUCAA
Messenger RNA from Girardinichthys multiradiatus, 2485 nucleotides. RefSeq names its product serine/threonine-protein kinase tousled-like 2. Gene Ontology annotation, molecular function: ATP binding; protein serine/threonine kinase activity. Gene Ontology annotation, biological process: peptidyl-serine phosphorylation; chromosome segregation; intracellular signal transduction. The record is from RefSeq and is a predicted model, not a curated record. The transcript has 20 exons. Lineage: Eukaryota; Metazoa; Chordata; Actinopteri; Cyprinodontiformes; Goodeidae. Gene Ontology annotation, cellular component: nucleus. The coding region runs from base 3 to 2102 and encodes 699 amino acids.